This is a messenger RNA of Arabidopsis thaliana (thale cress), 1021 nucleotides long. RefSeq names its product LYR family of Fe/S cluster biogenesis protein (gene CIB22). The transcript has 6 exons. Gene Ontology annotation, biological process: mitochondrial electron transport, NADH to ubiquinone. The record is from RefSeq and is marked reviewed. Lineage: Eukaryota; Viridiplantae; Streptophyta; Magnoliopsida; Brassicales; Brassicaceae. The coding region runs from base 137 to 490 and encodes 117 amino acids. Gene Ontology annotation, cellular component: mitochondrial inner membrane.
CUUAAUUCAAGCUCUAAUCAAAGGCCCAUUUGAAAUUUUCUUCUCGGUCCCUCCAACGGAAACAGAAGGUUUUCCACUGUAAAAGAUGAAAAGAGUGUAGAGAGACUCGAAAUCAAUCGGAAUCAGGAAGACAAAAAUGAGCGGAGUUUCGACGGCGGCGUACUUUGCGCGGCGAGCGGCUCAGAAGGAGAGAGUUCGAAUCCUUUACCGUCGUGCCCUUAAGGAUACUCUCAAUUGGGCUGUUCAUCGCCAUAUCUUCUACCGUGACGCUUCUGAUCUGCGUGAGAAGUUCAAUGUCAACCAAGAUGUGGAGGAUGUCGACAGAAUCGACAAACUGAUUGCUCAUGGUGAAGCAGAAUACAACAAAUGGCGGCACCCUGAUCCUUAUAUCGUUCCAUGGGCUCCUGGUGGCUCAAAGUUCUGUAGAAACCCGACUCCGCCUGCUGGGAUUGAGAUUGUGUACAACUAUGGUCUAGAAGACAACCCAUAAUAAACCUAGCUUCCAUAUUGUCACACCCAUCAAUAAAAUUGAAGCAUCCGGUGGCUAUGGUUUGGAGAUAAAUUAAACUGACUUUCAAGGUUGAAACUUUGAGGGACCAAUUGUUAUUUUCAAAGAUGUUUCGUUCCAGUAAGACAAUUCUUGUUUCAACUUGGUUUAUAUCUUUCAUCUAAAACAUUUCCGGCUGCUCUUGAGUCAUGGAUGUUCGACCAUGAAAACUUGUCAGUAAAACAACAAAAUUGUGGUCUUUUUUUCUUUUUUCAACCUUGGCUGCAAAUCGAUACUGGUCUUUGAGGAGGCUAUAUCUUGAGAAGGUUUUAAUCGAACAACAUCUCAUCUCACUCUCCCUUUACACGUCAUUGCGUCUAAAAAGGGUUUUGUUCUUCUGUCUCUGUUGUUUUGAUAAUCAGCUUUGUCUUCCUUAAUAAUUGUGGAAACGCAGCGUAUAAACACAUUCCAAAUCUGUUAGAGACACAAUUUGAAGUCUUGUACCACAUAUUGGUAAUUUUGGGUAGAUAGGAA